Messenger RNA from Stylonychia lemnae, 1659 nucleotides. Lineage: Eukaryota; Ciliophora; Spirotrichea; Sporadotrichida; Oxytrichidae. The record is from the annotation of a GenBank genome assembly.
AUGGCCUUGUCACCUUUAUAAUUGAACCUCAAGCACUACACUCUAGAUGAAGUUUUUAAUCUAUCUGGAGGUUUUGAUUAUCUUGUUUGGCAACCAGUUUAUAUGUGUCCUAAUGAAGAUGGAUCAAAAGCUUAAUGUGAUUCAGAAUAGGCAUGCAAGAACAAGAAUUCUUAUGUAGAUUGGAGCAAUCAGUACUCACUAGAUAACUGGGUAAACGAUUUCAAUCUCAAAUGCACACCAUAGUCAACUCUAAGUCAAGUUACAUUCUUUUUUUAUCUGGGAUAUACAUUCGGAUGCUUUUUCAUUCCAAGAUUUCUUGAUCUAUAUGGACGUAAAUGGCCCUUUAUGCUCUGUUUAAUAGCUUAACUUCCUAUAUAUGUGGGAAUAAUCCUAUCUAAAAGUUUGUACCUUAAUAUGGCCCUUUCCUUUAUGAUUGGAAUAUGCACUGUAGGAAGAUAUAAUGGAGGCUAUAUUAAUAUUUCAGAGUAUGUUCACACUAAGUAUAAAAAUGCUGUUUCCACCCUACUCUUAGUUGCUGAAUAGCUUUCCGUCAUAUUUAUAGUUCUUUACUUCAAGUUUAUCUCUAAAAACUGGCAGGGACUUCAAAUCAUUGGAGUGUCUAUAAACUUCAUUAGUAUAAUAGGGUGUUACUUUUUGCCUGAAAGUCCUGAAUAAGCUUAUUCAUUUUAUGAUUUUAGAAAAACAAAGCAAGCCUUUAGAUACAUAGCAAAAUUUAAUCGAUCUAAAAUGGACUCAUACUAUCUCUUCGACAUUGAGGGAGAAAUGAAAUCUCUAAGAUAGAGUAUUAGUAAUAAGAAAAAGUUGACUAUUGAUUAAAAUAUCAAGGAGAAGUUUUACUCGAAAUCUAUAGAAAUGCAGCAAAACUUGAGAUCCUCAGUUAGAGCUUUUAUCAAAGAUAGAACGCUUGUCCGAAACCUUAUCAUUUCCAUAUUUCUAUGGAUGUGUACCUUCUUAGGUUACAACAUAGCGUAUGGCCAUGAUAACUAUUUCCCAUCAGAUUAAUUUGAUAAUGAUAUGGCUAAUGCUACAUCAGAGAUUGUGGCCUUUCUAUUGGCUGGAUACAUUUAUUACAAGAUUGGAGCCAGAAAGUUUUUCUUUAUUUUUUACCUAGUGGCCCUACUGGGUGGUAUUCUAGUAUUUGUAUUGGAUUAAUCUAAGUAUAAGGAGCUUGAUAUGAUCUCUACAUUUGUGACUAGGUUCGGAGUAGCAGCAACAUAUUAAGGGGUAUAUCUGGCAAACGAUCUAUUUCCAACUAUAUUUGCUUCUACUUCAUUUGGAGUUUGCAAUAUUUUUGCUGGGCUUGCUGGUGCUCUCUCAACCUAGAUUAAAUUAUUAGAAGAUGGCCCUAUGAUGAUAACCUACUUGUUCAUUAUCCUCUUUGCUGUUAUAGUGAGCUUAAUUUUAGUAGAUUCUAAACCUACAUCAGUAUUAGUGUAGCAAUAGAAGAUUUAAUUCAAAUAAGAUUAAGAAGGCAAAAGUGUGAUGCCUUAGGAAUUUUAGGAGGAUUAUACAAUGGUGGAAGAAGAAGACGAUGAAAACGUAGAUGAUGAAGAUAUUGAUAUCGAUAUCUAAAUUAAUGCUUCAAAAGGCAAAUACAAGAAAAGUAAUUCCAGAGCAGAGUCACUUGAUCGAACUUGA